AUGUACCAUAAGUUAAAUGAUACUAACAUAAAUAUAUCCUUUCCUACCCCGUUUAUCAUUUUUAUAACAGGUGAAAUUCCAUCAUUCAAAUUAAUUGAAACGAAAACUGUAUUCUCUUUCUUAGACAUCCAACCAACAUCUGAAGGUCAUGCCUUAAUUAUUCCAAAAUAUCAUGGUGCCAAAUUACACAACAUUCCAGAUGAACAUUUAGCAGAUAUUUUGCCAGUCACUAGAAAGUUGACUAAAGUAUUAGGAUUAGAUGAUGAUACUACGGGCUAUAACUUGUUACAAAACAAUGGUAAGAUUGCUCAUCAAGAAGUGGACCAUGUUCAUUUCCAUUUGAUCCCAAAGAGGGACGCGAAGACUGGGUUGGUCGUUGGAUGGCCAGCUCAAGAAACUGAUUUCGAUAAGUUGGGCAAGUACCAUAAGGAAUUAUUGAAGAAAUUAGAAGAUUUAGACUGA
Naumovozyma dairenensis CBS 421 is the source of this 462-nucleotide messenger RNA. It is a transcript of the gene HNT1, whose product is annotated as adenosine 5'-monophosphoramidase. NCBI's taxonomy places the organism in Eukaryota, Fungi, Ascomycota, Saccharomycetes, Saccharomycetales, Saccharomycetaceae. The coding region runs from base 1 to 462 and encodes 153 amino acids. The transcript has a single exon. Gene Ontology annotation, biological process: nucleotide metabolic process. The record is from RefSeq and is a predicted model, not a curated record. Gene Ontology annotation, molecular function: catalytic activity.